AUUUUUUGACUAGGAAGAAGAAGAUAUUGAUUUCUUAGUUACGAUUUGACCGGUUUGAACCGUCCGGUCUAUUUUUGCCAGUCUGGGUUGGGGAAUAGUGCGUCGAACGGCGGAGAGAGAGAAAUGCGGAGCACACCGUUGGGGACGACGGCGAUUUCACCAGCUUCAGUCAAGCAGAAGAACUGCUAUGGAAGCGUCUUCUCCUCUUCAGGAGUCUCUCACUUCUCUCUCCAUCGUCGGAGACGCCAGUUGUCGUCUCUUUUCCUUCUCUCGCCCAGGGUUUCUGUUUCUCCCACUCCGUCUUUCAGAUCAGGAGCAUGCAAUGCAAGUCAAAUAGUUGAUCUUUUUCCAGCGGUUUCACCUGAAAUCGUUGUACGGGAAGCAAGAUUGGAGGAUUGCUGGGAAGUGGCAGAGACUCACUGCAGCUCCUUCUUCCCUGGAUAUUCAUUCCCGCUUGAUGUUGUCCUGAGAGUAGAUAGGUUAAUGGCGAUGGUAAUGGGGUUUUCUGUUCCAGCAGGGUGCCAGAGGACUUGUUUAGUCGCUGUGAUUGGUAGCUCAGUAGAUGAAACCAUCUGCAUUGGUAGUGAAGAUUUCAAGAUUGGAGCUUUUGGUGCAAAGAUCAGUCUAAACAAAGGUUAUGUAGCUGGAAUCUUGACUGUAGAUACCGUGGCGGAUUACCUUCCAAGGAAAGGACCUCUCCGCCAGAGAAGCCAGGACGGGGAUUGCUUACAUAUCAAACGUGGCGGUUCGAGAGAGUUUCCGGCGCAAGGGAAUAGCAAAGAGACUCAUUUGGAAAGCAGAGGCUUUAGCCAAGAACUGGGGAUGUCGAGCUAUUGGCCUUCACUGUGAUCUCAACAACUCAGGAGCCACCAAACUUUACAAAGAUCAAGGUUUCAGAUGCAUCAAGAUCCCCAAAGGAGCGAAUUGGCCACAACCAAAGACAUCUCCAGACUCCAGGUUUAACUUCAUGAUGAAGCUCUUGAACAACAACAAUACACAAGCCCUUGAACAGUUCCGCUAAGUUCGACGAAAAAGGUAAAUCGAAUUUCCGUUCGUUGAUGAAAUAGCUCUGAUCAUGUAAAUAUGUUAGUGGUGAUUGUGGUCUACGUUUUGUUCGUCUGGAUAUGAAUUAAUGCUCUCUUCUAUUGUAUACUACCAAAUUUGAAAACUUAUAAA
Eutrema salsugineum is the source of this 1176-nucleotide messenger RNA. RefSeq lists its product as uncharacterized. The transcript has 3 exons. Gene Ontology annotation, cellular component: chloroplast. Gene Ontology annotation, molecular function: N-acetyltransferase activity. Lineage: Eukaryota; Viridiplantae; Streptophyta; Magnoliopsida; Brassicales; Brassicaceae. The coding region runs from base 124 to 849 and encodes 241 amino acids. Gene Ontology annotation, biological process: N-terminal protein amino acid acetylation. The record is from RefSeq and is a predicted model, not a curated record.